AUCACGAACUUUUCUGUGAAUACAAUUAUUACGGCUCUGCAAGCCCCCGAAUGGGAAAAUCUGUUGACAAAAAUCGGGGCAGAUGCCAUGCUGCAUCUCCUCACCAAGACCUCGGUUUUCAUUAAGCUACCGAACGAAUGUUUGUGUCAAAUGACGGGUAUGCCAUUGAUUUAUGCUAUGCCUCCG
Messenger RNA from Suillus clintonianus, 186 nucleotides. RefSeq lists its product as uncharacterized. Gene Ontology annotation, biological process: telomere maintenance via telomerase. Gene Ontology annotation, cellular component: telomerase catalytic core complex. The transcript is spliced from 2 exons. The annotation marks the transcript as partial. The record is from RefSeq and is a predicted model, not a curated record. Lineage: Eukaryota; Fungi; Basidiomycota; Agaricomycetes; Boletales; Suillaceae. Gene Ontology annotation, molecular function: telomeric repeat DNA binding; telomerase RNA binding.